Caenorhabditis angaria is the source of this 1318-nucleotide messenger RNA. The record is from the annotation of a GenBank genome assembly. NCBI's taxonomy places the organism in Eukaryota, Metazoa, Nematoda, Chromadorea, Rhabditida, Rhabditidae.
AUGGUAGUAAUAUCUUUCGAGCCUCCAUUUUUAUUAUUGUUAUAUUAUCGAAUUAUUGGAUCAAUAAGUAUUUUAUUGAACACUUUUGCAUUAUAUUUAAUUCUAUUCAAAGGUGUCAAAAUGGAUAAUUUCAAGUAUUAUUUGUUAGCCUUUCAGGUGAGCUAAAUAUUUGUAUUUUCAGUACUGUAGCUCAAUUUUUCUAUUUAGAUCUGCUGUACUUGUGCUGAUGUUCAUGUCACUUUCCUUAUGCAACCAAUUGGUCUUUUUCCAAUGAUAGCUGGUUACUGUAAUGGAAUUCUAGCGGUUUAUUUUGAUAUUUCUCCCGAAGCACUUGUGGUAUUAUUUUAGGGGAGGGGUAGUUUUGGCCUUGAGCCUCUCAAUGAACUUUUUCUGUAACUUCGGAGACAAGGUGGCAUUUCACUUUUGAUUCAAACAAAUCCGAAUUUCUGAAUUCUAAAGAUUUUUCCAGAACUCUUUUGAAUUUCUUGAAAAAAACAAUUUAAAAAAACAAUUAGAAAAAAUAGUGACAAAACGGCUUUUUCCGUCAAAACCUAUGUUUUUUCAGUCAAUUGCUGAUCUUUUCAAUGCAUUACAAACCAGCUCUCUAACUCUUUGUUUUAUUCGAAAACAUCAAGCAAUCGCAAAAAUUUCAAAAACUCAACAAAUUAGUAAACCAUUUUUAAUUGCAAUAAUUAUCAUUCUAAUAGUUGUAUCAAUUGUAAUUGCAAUUACUUUUUAUUUAUCCGGAAUGACAACUGCUGAACAACUCGCUUAUAUUAUUUCAACACAACCCGAUUAUUAUCCACAUUUUUUGAAAUUGCAUAAUUUUGCGAUCUAUAAAUUAACUCCAUUAAUCACAUUUUCGAUGACUUUAAUUGUUUUGCAUGGUUUUAUUUGUGUAAAUGUUAUAGUUUUAACAACUUCUCAAAUGUUUAAAUUAUUGAAAUAUAAUCUACUUCGAAUAUCUGCAUCAAGUUAUGAUAAACAUCGAUCAGCACUUAAAAGUUUAUUCGCUCAAUUUUUGACUUCUUCUUUGUGCCUAACACCUCCAGUUAUUUUAUCAGCUGCAAUUAUGGUUGAAUAUGAGAAAUUACAAGGUACAAAGAGCUCGAGUAAAAUAACAAAACAAAACAAAAUAUUUUUUCUAGUUUUAUCUCAUUUUCUUCUCGCAAUAUUUUCGACUCAUUCAACUGCAAAUGUAAUUGUUAUGAUUAUCACAUUUCCAGCAUAUCGAAGAUUUGUUUUAUUUUGGAAAAAGCCUCCUGCAUUGAUUACUACAAGUUAUUCAAUUGCACUUCGUCAGAAAAUUGCAUAUUAG